This is a messenger RNA of Dipodomys ordii (Ord's kangaroo rat), 659 nucleotides long. Its product is annotated as zinc finger protein 36, C3H1 type-like 3. Lineage: Eukaryota; Metazoa; Chordata; Mammalia; Rodentia; Heteromyidae. The record is from RefSeq and is a predicted model, not a curated record.
CUGGCCCACAAGGAGAACACUACGGACGAGCGAGGAGAAUGAUCGAGAAGGCCCAGCAGCUGGGAGGGAGCGAGGAGUUCUGGUACAAGUCCACCGUGACCCUGGCUGAGGCCAUUCUGUCUUCAGAAGACACGGGGAAAGAAGUCUCGCCCCUGGGCCGGCCUCUGGCCCCUGGCAGUGCUCUGGCCCCUGGCAGUGUUCUGGCCCCUGGCAGUGUUCUGGCCCCUGGGCUGGAUGCUGGCCCCUGGCAGUGUUCUGUUCUGGCAGUGUUCUGGCCCCUGGCAGUGUUCUGGCCCCUGGGCUGGGGACUGGCCCCUGGCAGUGUUCUGGCCCCUGGCAGUUGGGCUCUGGCCCCUGGCAGUGUUCUGGCCCCUGGCAGUGUUCUGUGUUCUGUUCUGGCCCCUGGCAGUGUUCUGGCCUCUGGCAGUGUUCUGGCCCCUGGCAGUGUUCUGGCCCCUGGGCCGGCCCUGGCCCCUGACAGUGUUCUGGCCCCUGGCAGUGUUCUGGCCCCUGGCAGUGUUCUGGCCCCUGGCAGUGUUCUGUUCUGUCCCCUGGGCCGGCCGCUGUCCCCUGGCAGUGUUCUGUUCUGUCCCCUGGGCUGGGACUGUCCCCUGGGCCGGCCUCUGGCCCCUGGCAGUGUCUGUUCUGGCCCUGGAAAG